AGCUAGAACUGUGCAAUGGGUGAAGCCAACGAGAAUCCCUACGACAUGGACAGCUCCAGCUUCGAUUCGGAAAUGUACCUGGAGAGGCUGCUAAAGGACUGUUCGCUGAAACAAAUUAUGGACACGGAGGCAGCUGUGGUAAAGGAUACCCAAACCCUUCACUCGGACAUGCAAACCCUGGUCUACGAGAACUACAACAAGUUCAUCUCCGCCACGGACACUAUUCGCCGAAUGAAGGACGAUUUUAAGCAGAUGGAGACGGAUGUGAAUCUUCUGAUGACCAAAAUGCAGUCCAUCACCACCUUUAGUGAGCAGAUCACGGGAACUCUCCAGGGAACCCGAUCGCAGCUCUGUCGUCUGUCCGAGAAGCACUCUCUCCUCAAGCGGCUGCAGUUCCUCUCCACCCUCCCCGCCAAGCUGAAAUCCCUCAUCGAGGAACAGAACUACUCGCAAGCAGUGCAGGAUUACCUCCACGCCCAGAAGGUGUUCGCUCAAUAUGGACGGCAACCCUCGUUCGACGGCAUCCAAAAGGAUUGCGAUGCCAUAAUGGCGGAUUUGAAGGAGCGCCUGCGGAAGGAUUUUCAGAGGGCUGGGAAUACGGCCCAAUCGCUAACCGAAAUCGGAGAGCUGCUCCUGCAGUUGGACGAGAAGACUUCGGACCUGGCCAGCGAGAUGCUCACCUGCGCCGGAAAACGACUCCACGAGCAGAUUGUCAUGCUGCAGGACCAAACGGAGCGGGAUAUGCUGGAGUUUGUGGACAUGGGCAUCGACGGUUUCCUCAACGAUUUGGCCUUGGUGGUGACCUCCUACUUUGACAUGUUUGUUGCCAAGCACUACGAGCAUGAGAGAGAUGACUUUCAGGAGAACGCCCUGCAGGAGCUGAAUGUAUUCCUCAACCAGAACAUUGACAAGUAUCUGACCCUCGUCCAGGACCGUGUUGAGUCUGAUAUUGGCUACGGCGACACCCAGGUGAUGCUCCGCGCUCUGGAUCGCCUUCACCGACGUCUGCAGGCCAUGCGAAAUAUCUGCCGCGGCCUCGAGGUCCAACGCAACACUGUUUCCAUCAUUAUUGGAGCUGCCCACCAGUUGUGCGAUGCUCAUUCGAAAAAUCUCAAGGACCACUUUGCCGACAGCUUGAGUGCCGUGAGGUUGUCCUUGGUUUCGGCCAAGAGCGAUACCGGUAGCCUGAAUCUGAGCGAUCUGAUUAGCAAUCUAUACGUGGCCAUGGUGGAAAAGAUCAAGGGUGUGCUGCAGGAUCUACUGAUCUUUCUGCGCACCGAUUGGUCCUUCAACAUCAAGGCCGAGCACAAAGGCGCCCUGUGUGUGGAGGGCAUACGGGAGAACCUGCUGAUCGGCUUCCUGCGUCACAUAGCCAAGGUUAUGUGCGGUUUCGGUGACGCCUCCAGCUCCAGUCCCCCAAAUCUACUGCUGGUUCUCUCCAAGACAUGCCUGGAACUGGAGCAGCAAGGCGUUCACAUUUUGAUUGCUCUGGUGGAUGACCUCUACGAGAUCGACUCUGAGAACAGUGCCACUCUGACCCACGAAACCGAAAUCUGUGCCGAGAUGCGGGAAACGGCUCAGGCUCUCUUAGACGCCUAUGUUCGGCUGCAGGGCACAAACAUCUCACAGAUGCUGCGGAAAAGCGUCGAAACGAGGGAUUGGCUGAACUGCCUGGAGCCCAGAUCCGUGCGCGCUGUGAUGAAGCGGGUGGUCGAGGAGCUGGGCAGCAUUGAGACCGUGGUGGCCAGUCUGUAUGAGUCCACGGGCACCACAGCUUCCGGGUUCCGCACUACAGCCAGCAGUGAUUCCAGCCGGAAGACCUACUUCAGCAACUUUGCCUCGGCAUCGAAGCCGCAAUAUCGCUCCAAUUGGUCCAACUACACGCCGUCGCAGCUGGAAUCCAGUUACGUGUCCAACAUACAUCGACUGUUCUCCGAACGAGUGGAGAUCUUCACGUCAGUGGACUUCACCAAGGCGUCCAUUGUGAUGGGCAUUAUCAAAAUUGGUCUAAAGACCCUCUUGGAGUGCGUGCGCCUGAGGACGUUUAGCAAGUUUGGACUUCAGCAAAUCCAAGUGGAUGCCCACUACCUGCAAAUGAACCUCUGGCGGUUCGUGAGCGAUGAAAACUUGGUGAACUUCCUCCUCGACGAAAUCCUCGGCUCUGCUGUCCAGCGCUGCCUGGAGUCCGUUUUAAUGGAGCCCAAUGCUGUGGAAAUAAUUUGCGAAAGGGGUUAGUAUUUGAAAACAAAAAUCCACAUUCCACUAAAUACAUGUAUCCGUCUAUUUUGUUGAACUCUGCUAGCUUAAGGAUCUUUACAAUAAAUAGUUCUAUUGACAAACCGA
This is a messenger RNA of Drosophila bipectinata, 2343 nucleotides long. RefSeq names its product vacuolar protein sorting 51 (gene Vps51). Gene Ontology annotation, cellular component: membrane; GARP complex; EARP complex. The record is from RefSeq and is a predicted model, not a curated record. Gene Ontology annotation, biological process: endocytic recycling; Golgi vesicle transport; lysosomal transport. NCBI's taxonomy places the organism in Eukaryota, Metazoa, Arthropoda, Insecta, Diptera, Drosophilidae.